GUUCUCUGCGGGGCAUAUCAGGAGAGGCGGUCCCGUAAAUACGACCUUGCCUCCCUCCCACCCUCUUAUCUUCUCAGGGGUGCGGGUGCUGCGACAGGACCCCGUAGAAUGCCUCUUCUCCUUCAUCUGCACCUCCAACAACCACUUGUCGCGUAUCACGAACAUGAUCCAGCAUCUGUGCCAGGUCUUUGGGCGCCGCCUCUGUCAGCUGGACACCAAGACGUACCACGCAUUCCCUUCGCUGCAGGCAAUGGCAGGUAAGGAUGCUCUUCACGGGUGAUCCAAGAGGAAUCUGGACUCAAACUGCAUGGCGGCUGCUGUCCCUUAACAACUGAGCAUGGAAUAUGGUGAAAUGCUAUAAAAUCUUUGCCUCAAGUAGCUUUUACCCGCUGCCUUUGUUGGUGCUGCUUCUUGAGUAUCUGGAACAAUGAAAGGCGGCAAAUUUAUUGACGGCUGCAGAAACUGAGAUCGCUAAUGUGUGGAAUUAGGACGCCGGUGGCACUGUGGGUUAAACCCUGCUCCUGCCAACCUAGCAGUUCGAAAGCACGUCAGAGUGCAAGUAGAUGAAUAGGUACCGCUCCAGUGGGAAGGUUAACAGCAUUUCUGCGUGCUGCUCUGGUUCGCCAGAAGCGGCUUAGUCAUGAGGGCCACAUGACCCGGAAGCUGUACGCCGGCUCCCUCGGCCAGUAAAGUGAGAUGACCGCCGCAACCCCAGAGUCAGGCACGACUGGACCUAAUGGUCAGGGGUCCCUUUACCUUUACCUUAAUGUGUGGAAUUAUCCAAAGGGGGCCUUCUGUGGAGGAUUGGCUGGCAUUCUUUUGAGAGACUAAAAAGGGAGUGGGUGGUGCUAUGGUCUAAAUCACUGAGCCCCUUGGGCUUGCCGAUCGGAAGGUCAGCAGUUCGAAUCCCUGCGACGGGGUGAGCUCCCGUUGCUCGGUCCCUGCUCCUGCCAACCUAGCAGUUCGAAAGCACGCCAAUGCAGGUAGAUAAAUAGGUACUGCUGCGGCAGGAAGGUAAAUGGCAUUUCCAUGCGCUCUGGUUCUGUCAUAGCGUCCCAUUGCGCCAGAAGCGGUUUAGUCCUGCUGGCCACAUGACCCGGAAAACUGUCUGCGGACAAACAUCUGCUCCCUUGGCCUAAAAAGCGAGACAAGCACCACACCCCUAGUCGCCUUUGACUGGACGUAACCGUCCAGGGGUCCUUUGCCUUUUUGCCUUAAUGUUGAUUUAAGCAGGAUAAAUCUCCUGAGGGUUAGGAAAGGAUAGCCUGUAACAAAUUCCAGCUGGAUACACGGAAUUAAUUUUGUUUGUUUAUUUGUGUUUUAUUGAGAGUAUUACAGUGAGUUAAAGUAAAUAAGAAAGAAAAGAGAAGAGAAAAAGAAAAAAAUACAUUGAAAGCAUUUAAAAAAACAGGGGAAAAACAAUAACAAAAUAACAAAAAUAUAUAAUUAAGGUUGCAGACCUAUGUAGUAUAUAUGUAAAUAGAUAAACUUAUUGUUUCCCUCAAGCAUACGUUGGUUCAUCAGUCAUUAUGGUGUCUAUAAAUAGGUUCCAAAGAUACAAGGGAUUAAUAUACAGUGGUACCUCGGGUUACAUACACUUCAGGUUACAUACGCUUCAGGUUACGGACUCCGCUAACCAGAAAUAGUACCUCGGGUUAAGAACUUUGCUUCAGAAUGUGAACAGAAAUCGUGUUCCGGCAGCGGCAGCAGGAGGCCCCAUUAGCUAAAGUGGUGCUUCAGGUUAAGAACAGUUUCAGGUUAAGAACGGACCUCCGGAACCAAUUAAAUACUUAACCCGAGGUACCACUGUUUUUGUUUUUGGGAUGUGGAGCAUGCGUGUUACAGUGGCAUUGCUUCGUAGCUGACCUGUAAGCUGUGUGCUCAUCUUUUAGAGGACCGGUUAAUGGACCAAUGUUGUGUUAGCCAUUUCUUUUAGGAAAUAAUAAUGGCUGCCGGACAUGCGUCUUUCUCUAGACGACCGUAGCGUUUCUUCAAAAGGCUGCCAUCCUUCUUUGGGUGUCCUGUUGCAGGAGCAGACACAGAAGCCCGGCUGCGGGACCUUGGCUUCGGAUAUCGGGCGAGGUUUGUUAGCGAGAGUGCCCGCGCUGUUCUGAAGACUCUUGGUGGAGCUGCCGGCUUGCAGCAGUUGAGAGCCGUUCCUUAUGAACAGGCUCGACACGCCUUGUGUACACUGCCUGGAGUGGGAGCCAAGGUGAGUACAAAUUAGGCGCCUUAUCCCUCUGUUGUUAUUGCCCACCUAGCGCCUCCGUUAACAUCUUUUGGGUGCCAGGUAAAGACUUGGGGUUUCCCCUGCAAUAUGAUGUUGUUUAGUUACUAAGCGUGCUACCAAAGGUUCCUGUGGCUUGUUUCAUUCUGCUUUUAUGGUGUAUUGUGUUUUUACGUUUUCAAUGCGUUGUCGGUCAAUUGGAGACCUUCAUGUAACAAGCAAACUAACAAGUUUGAAGAUGGUGUUGAUAAUUUUAACAAUAGUUGUAUUUUAUUUUAUUGUUCUUUCCGAAUGUUGUUCCUGAUUUGUGUUAUAGUAAGGUAGGAGAGCUGGGGGCGGAACCACACAUCUGGCAACCAAUGGGCCCCUUUGGUUUCACAUAAUACAUGGGUAGAUGAGCCUAAAAAGCCCAGGAUGCAAAUUUUUCACAGCCCUCUAGCAGCUAUGGUGGCUCAUUUACCAGAAGUAAUGUAUUUAGCGUUAAUUCUGGAAGUGUAUAAAUAAUAAUAAUAAUAAUAAUAAUAAUAUAUUAUUUAUACCCCGCCCAUCUGGCUGGGCUUCCCCAGGCACUCUGGGCAGCUUCCAACAAAAUAUUAAAAUACAGUAAUGCACCAAGCAUUAAAAGCUUCCCUAAACAGGGCUGCCUUCAGAUGUCUUCUAAAAGUCUGGUAGUUGUUCUUCUCUUUGACAUCUGGUGGGAGGGCGUUCCACAGGGUGGGUGCCACUACUGAGAAGGCCCUCUGCCUGGUUCCCUGUAACCUCACUUCUCGCAGUGAGGGAGCCGCCAGAAGGCCCUCGGAGCUGGACCUCAGUGUCCAGGCUGAAUAAUGGGGGUGGAGACGCUCCUUCAGAUAUACUGGAUUCUGACCAAACUAAGCCUCCCAGAGUUGAAUAUUAAUGUAUUUGAAAUUUGCUUCUCAUUCUUGUACUGAUGUAUUAAAAUGAUAGGCCUUUAGGAUGCCUCAUUUUGCUGAUUAAAGGGGAAGAGAAUUAAGGUUUUAUGGCCAUAUUUGGGGGAGUCGUACUGAGGUAUAUUUUGGCAUUGGUUGCCAGCUGUGAAAUAUAUUGGUAUUAUUUUCAAGCUCUCCUACCCCACUUAUUACUGCCGGUUCUUGCUGUGUGCUAAUGUUGUUACAUGGUUUUCAAUUUAUUAUGAAUGGCACAUUGUGAAUUUGUACGCUGGGGAACACCUUGGGCCGGUUUGAUCCUAAAAGGCAGCUUACAACAUUUUGAAGAGAGUGAACGAAUUAAUACAUAAAUAUGGCACAAGGGCUGUAGUGUGGUAGGGCAGGGGACUGCUUGAACUUUGACACACGGCUGCCUGUUUGUAGCUGUGUGUCCUCCAGCAACGCAAACAAGGGCCGCUAUCGUGGUGUAAUUUUCUUCGCUUCCCUUUGCAGGUGGCCGACUGCGUGUGUCUCAUGUCUCUGGACAAGGCAGAGGCCGUGCCGGUGGACACCCAUAUAUGGCAGGUUGCCAAGCGGUACUACGGCCAGGAGCUCGGCAUGGGUGCCCGCAGUGUGACUGAGCGGGUGCACCGAGAGAUCGGUGAGGGCCAGUGGGGUCAGGUGCCUGCCUCUUGUGAACCCUUCCUGGAUUCGGUUCAGCAUGCAACCUCAGACUUGCAUUCUGCAUUGGGACCCUUGCCACUGUGGGUGGUGCUGUGGUCUAAACCACUGAACCUAGGGCUUGCUGAUUGGAAGGUCGGCAGUUCGAAUCCCCGCGACAGAGUGAGCUCCCGUUGCUCUGUCCCAGCUCCUGCCAACCUACAGUUUGAAAGCACACCAGUGCAAGUAGAUAAAUAGGUACCGCUGCAGCGGGAAGGUAAACGGCGUUUCCGUGGGCUCUGGCUUCCGUCACAUUGUCUCAUUGCGCCGGAAGCGGUUUAGUCCUGCUGGCCACAUGACCCGGAAAACUGUCUGUGGACAAACGCCAGCUCCCUUGGACUGAAAGCAAGAUGACCUUUGACUGGACUUAACCGUCCAGGGGUGCUUUACCUUUAGGUCCCACUGCUUGCUGCUGUAUACUGCCGGCAUAACUUUAAAACAAGGUGACGAUGACAAAGUGGGCAGCAAUGCCAACUCCUUCAGAAAAGCACCAGAAAAUACACAAUUUGCUUGCUCGAGGCUCGCAGAGGCUCCAUCAAAUAGAGGGGUUAAUGGUUUGCUGAAAUGCCACUCAACUGUGGCUGCUCAGUUGCAACUUCUCAAACUCAGUCUUGCCUUCCUCCCAAAAAGCAGAGGGCAGCAGAGCCCUUUCAGUUAUAGAACAAGUUAGAACCAAUCAUUGCCAAUUGCUACAAGGGCUCACCAUGGUUUGUCAGGGAACUCCUCUCCUAAUAAUAAUAAUAAUAAAAUUUUAUUUAUAUCCUGCCCUCCCCAGCAGAAGCGGGGCUCAGAGCAGCUAACAACAAUAAAAGUAACACAGCAUUCUAAAAUUAAUUCAUUUUAAAAUCAAUUCAAAAUCAAAUUAAUGGCAACCAUUGGGCUAGAGUUCUGCGAGGAUUACCAGAGGAGGGGGUCAGAAUGUGCCUUGGCCAAAGGCCUGGUGGAACAGCUCUGUCUUGCAGGCCCUGCAGAAAGAUGUCAAGUCCCGCAGAGACAGAGCGUUCCACCCGAUCGGAGCCACAGCUGAAAAAGCCCUGGCUCUGGUUGAGGCCAGCCUAACCUCCCUGUGCCCCGGGACCUCCAAGAUAUUUUUGUGUGAAGACCGUAAGGUCCUCCGUGGGACAUACAAGGAGAGGCGGUAAAGAGAUUAGGGCUCUAAUCUUCAGAAUGGGGGUGGGAACAUCCGCAUAGAUAGGAAGCAUUCUGGCCAAUGUGAGCCAAGGAAGAGACAUCACCAUGUUUUGGCAGUAAAGCACCUGCUUUGAGUGCAGAAAGUCCCAUGUUUUAUCCAAUCCUGGAGAGGCAGGGCAGACAGUACGCAGCUAGAUGGACCCAAUGGGUCUUGCUUGGUAUAAGGGAGCUUCCUUUGAAGAACUGGUUGUGUUAAUCCACUCCCUUGUCAAGGCACCUUGUUGCCUUCCAACUCACUAAGGCUGCCCUCUUGACUGCUCUGCUUUCAGGGAACUUUUUCCGGAGCCUGUGGGGACCAUAUGCGGGAUGGGCGCAAGCGGUGAGUAAAUGAGUGGGAAAUCCUCUUCUUUUUCUUCUGCGGCUUUGUGCAAGGCCGUGUGUGAGAAGGGAACGCACAAGAACAGCUAGAUCGUCCAACUGCAGGAGUCGGCUUGAGGGUAAAGUAAUUCAGAAUUGUAAGAAUCUUAGCUUUCAUUGAUUUUUUUUGUUAAGAGCAUCUGAAUGAAUGGCCAGUGUCUGGGGAUUAUCUCAGAAGCAGAAACAGUUAAGUAAAUCUGAUCCAGCUUUUCUUGCCACAGCGACUUGUAGGGGAAUAUUUACUUCAUCUAGGCCAGGGGUCUGCAAACUUACCGCGCCUCGGGCCGGUGUCUCCAGUGCCGAUCACACGGCGAGGGAGGGCGUGCCCAUAUGCAUGUGCAUAUGCUAUUUCCGGCGCAUUUCCAGGUUGGAGGAGCACCAAAAAUAACUUGUGUGCAUGUGAACGGGCCUCCUCCGACCCGGAUGUGUACUGGAAAUAAUGCUUGUGCAUGCGCAAAUAACACUUGCACAUGCACACAAGCUGUUUCCGGUGCUCCUCCGACCUGGAAGUAGGCAGCCGCGCAGCUGUUGUGGACGGCGGGGGUGGCCUGCGGGCCAGAUAAACGAGUCCCUCGGGCCUUAGUUUGGGGACCCCUGUUCUGGACUAUGUUAAAACAUAAGAAGAGACUGGCUGGACCAGACCCAAAGUCCACCUGGUUUAGCAUCUUCCUUCCCGUAAUGGCCAACCAGGUGCUCCCAGGAAGCUCGCAAGCAGGGCUUGGAGGCGAUAGCUUUCCCCACUCCUCCCCAGCACUGGUGGAGGAAGAGGGGUGCAGGAGGAGCACACCGCCCCUGGCGGCGCGAUCCCAGUGGGGUGCCGUUGCGGCUGCCCCCCCUGCCCGCACUGGGUGCCAUGUCCCCGCAGGUGGCGUGCCACACCCCUGGGAUGCGCGCCAGCCCCUUCCCUUCCUGCUCUCCUCCCCCCCCCCCCCCCCCGUGCCAGAGCAAGAAGCUCCACCACUGCUCCCCAGUCGUUGCAAUUUUUGUGGAAUAUUUCCUCUGAACAUUAGCCAACAUGGAGAACAGCCAUUGACAACUGGGACCAGCAAGUUUUUGCUGUUCCAGGUCCCUCUCCCCGCAUGUCACCUUCUUCCCGACUCUUCUCUGCCUCCUCUAUUCCUCACUUUCCCCACCUCCUCCUUUCACUUCGGAUGCAAAGUUGUCUUUUCCCUUUUAUCCAUAUCCGGAAGAGAUGCGUUGGCUGUCUCUUUUUCCUGUCCAAGGAUUCUCUGGAGCCUGCAGUGGUCAUCCCUCGGUUUUGUGGCAGUAUGUUCUCCAAAUUAAUUAACAUGUUGUGUGAAGAAGUUUCUUCCUUCAGUCUGUAUAUACAGACAAAAUAAUACACAGCCCAGUAGAUGCUAAUCUAAGGUAUUCUUACCUGCCCUGUUUUAAACUGGUCUGAAUGGUGUAUUUGCGAACACCGCCUUUUUGCCUCUAGGCCUGUUUUUGUUUUGUCUUGGCCUCGGUGUAAAAUUGCCAAUUUGUGUAUAAUUGACAUUUGCUUCUUCUGACACAGCUGGCAAAACUCUUACCUGCCUCACACAGAAACCUGCUUCCUCCUUUCUUGGGGGGGCCUAUUUCCAAACCACCUUUCGUAAACAUUUGUCCCCCGCCCCCCCGCAAUUCUGACUCUCUGCCCUCCUUCUCCAGGUUCUUUUUUGCGCUGAUCUACGAAAGUACCAGGAGUCUUCCGAUCCGGAUGCCAAGCACCGCUGUGUCAAAGUUGCCAGGAGCACCCUUCCCACCUUGACGUCGUAACCUCUCCCACAGCCUCCUGUUUUGUGUGCCUGGCUUGGGCAAGUAAGAAAAACCAUUUCCUCUACAGGGCUGGAGAUGCACAGGAACAUCCACACUGAGAACAGGGGCUACCAGAGAGAGAGAGGCAGGCUGGUGCGCUGUGGAGCUCUCUUAGUUAAACUGCUGUUGUCUUUUUCCACCAGGGGUCUCCUGUGGUGGUUGUAAGCUUGAUGUGUAACCGCAAUGUAUUAUAGAAUAGAAUCCUCUUUUUUUGUUUUGUUUUGUUCCUGUGGCUUUGGUCAUUUGCUUUGGCUUUGGGGUACAGUAUUAAGUGUGGCGUAGGCCAGUUUCUCAGUUCAGGCCAAUUCAGAGUCCCUCCUUAUCAGAACCAAGGUCUUGGUUCUAUAGACCUAGACCUAGGAGUUACCUCACUUCAAAAAGUAUUUCUACACCUGUGUGACAGGUAGACUUGAAGCCCAGCUGCUGAGGGCUGGAGUCUCAUCGAUAUCUGUGAUCUUGUUGACAUUGGGUGGGGAGCUAGCUGGUUGCUGUUUCCCCAGAUCCCACCAUGCUUAGCAAUUUCGGUGGGCCCUAUUAAACUUUAAUCUAGAUGUGGUUUAAAAGUUAGGCUAGAGUGUCCUUUGAAAUGAGAAGAUUUUAAGUCGUGUGCGCGCGAAAGGGAGCAGAGGUCACGCUUUCAACUCCACGGCGCUCUCAUUUUGUACGUAACUUGUAAAUGUACAUGUUUGUAUAUACAUACAUACAACGGUGUCUUUGUGCAUGUGCCCUGCGACGGCAAAACCCUCGCCGCUGGUUGGGUUAAGGAAUUCCCACUGCUUGCCAGACAUCAGUUUGUGCAGCAAAAUACACUUUCACUCUGCUGGGCCUGAGGAACAAGUUUGUAAUGAACUCAAGUCCCCUUGCUUUCAGAGGGACCAAGGCUGAAAUUGCAGGCAUGCUUACCCAGGAGUAAGCCCCAUUGAACCCAGUGGGAUUUACUUCUGAGUAGAGGCAUACAAUUGUGUGGCUCAUUGGGACCAGUUUUAGUUGAGCUGGGGUUAUUGUGUUUUGCUGGUGAUUAGCUUUCUAGGGAGAGGACUAGCCACCCGCUGUCAAGGUGGGGAUAGCAGAGAACACCAGGUUGUUUGCUGGUAUUCCAGACACUAAAAAUGGCUGCCAUUUGGGCCGAAGCCCAGCCCAAGAAGCUCCCCUCUUGCCUCCCUUCUGGUUUCAUAUUAUAUUCCCCGUUCCAGCCGCUGAAGAAGUACCUUCUGGCCUUGAAAAGCAGGCCGUCUUCCCACUCCCAACAUAUAUGCAUCCAUAAACAUCUACCAACACAUUCACCCCUCUGGCUUUUGCAUCAACAUAAGUCUCCAUCUGAAGGAACGUUUGUCUUGUUUAUUUAACAGGCCCCAGUUGAGUUUUCUUCCUUUAUUCUAGUCUGGGCUUUUAAUUCACCUCAUUUUUUUUCUGCUCAGUGAACCUAAAACCUCUUGUUCUAUUAAAUAUUAUCAUCCCUUUUCUCUUCCUUCUUCCACUAAUAUGGAAUGUUGUUCCUGAAUACAUUCAAUGCAGCUCAAUAUGUUCUCUAUUUUAUCAUCUUUGUUUUUCUUUCUGAAGUGUCCUUUUCCCUCAAUUUUUUUCGUUUGUUUGUUUGUUUUGGUAAAACAUCCUCCAUUUUUAUAGUGGAGUUUAAAAUUAUAUUUUGUAACCUGUACCGUGAGAAUGCUCUAUGGUCAGAGCUAAGCCCUUUAAAAUCCCGCUGAUUCCACUGGGAGAGACUUAAGCGUGCUUGUUUCUUCCCCAUCAAAAUCCAUAGGAUUUGAAAAGCUGGCUCACGGGCCUGUUUUUGUUUUUAAUCAUCCUGCGAUUUGACCUACCGUUCCCUAUACCAACCCCUGCCUUUUUCGUCUUGACUAUUUCUAGAUUGUAAGCUGCUUUGGGCAGAGACCUAUUUAUUUCUACCCUUUUAUAAAGUGCUUAGCUGACUUCGAGGUGCUGUAACGAUAACAAUAAACAAGUUGUGUCCUCCUAAAACUCUCCUAGCCUUCUUUCACUUUCAGAAACAGAUCUAGACACUGCCGGGUGGGUGCAGUGCCCUCCCUCGGUUGGUUGCUGCGCGAGGGGGCACCAGCGGCAGCUCCCUUCUUUUCCCCCACCCCUUUGCCCGCAGAUAGGGUAGAUGAAGACAUGCGCGCUUUCUUCCUUUUUAAUACAAGAACAAGCAACAAAAUAGAAACUUCGAGUUAGAAAGUCCUCUUGAACCAAGAGAGUGCAGAGACAGAGAGAACAUGGGCGCAAAAUGUGGAGCUGUGAGCGUCAAGAGCAGGCAGAAGAGCAAGAGGGAAAGGGGACCAAGGUCUUCAACCUGGCGCUUCCCCAAACGUUGUUGGAGAACAUUGACUACAGAACUCCCAUGACCCCCUAGACAUUGGCUGUGUUGGAUGGGAGUUGUCGUCCAAAACAUCUGGAAGGCACCAGGUUGGGGAAGUCUGGACUCUAUACACAGUGGGAAGAAUCCUGGUUCUGCCAGUUGGGUGGUGCAAAGGCCAGCUUGGAUGCAGACAGACCCAGCGCUUCAAGGGCUGCCUUAGCGGGAGCAUCGUCUACGGUGUGAACUUCCCUUUUUGGCAACUGGCGUUGCAAACGGCCCAACAAGCCGACUCCUGCAUCGGCGAGUUGCUUCCCGUGCCGAAACGAUGUUUCAACAACUGCUCAAUCUUGCCUUCCCCCUUCUACUCCAGACAGACUGCCCCAACGUUCAGCAUUGUUUUACA
Molecule: messenger RNA, 9896 nt
Organism: Podarcis lilfordi (Lilford's wall lizard)
Lineage: Eukaryota; Metazoa; Chordata; Lepidosauria; Squamata; Lacertidae
Source: the annotation of a GenBank genome assembly